AUGCAGCCUAGUUGGUCUCUUUCCUUUUGUUACUUCCAUUGUGUGACUAGUUCCUGUUCUGCUAGUUAUGGUAUCAAGAUUAAAUCUUUUCUGUUUAAUUUCUUUGCAGAAUUCUCGUUUGCUGCUAGUUCCUUGAAUGAUGGAUGCUUCAGAUGAUGGGUAUGAGCUUAUCUAUGACUGUCAAUGCAAUGUAUAGAUGGAAAGAUUAUUUCCAAUUUAUGGUUUCUCUUUAUCCAUUAUUCUUUAUACUGAAAGAGAAUUUUAUAAGCAUCGCUUAUGAAUGGGAAUUGGUGCACGGAUAGUUAGCCAUCAGGAAAAGUGGGAAAAACCCUGAUGUAUAGCUGCUCAUUUGCUCUUUUUUCCCUUCUGUUGUAGUUACAAGCCUGGACCGGAUCUUGAGGAGGAUUCUCGCAACCCACUCCUUGAUAUCUCUUUGACAGAUUCAACUGAACUUUGGCUGAUACAGUGGCCCAUAAAUCAGGUAGCUCUGUCAUCUCUGUUUUUUUUUAAUUGUUGAUUGCGUGUCAUUUUCUUCAUUUAUUAUUUUAGAGUUUAGGGUUCUUUCACAGUGAGAACUUUAGCAUCUUAUCGUACUCUUUUGUUUUUAUGAUGCAGUUACAGCCUGAUGAUUUUGAUGGAAAGGAGAUAUCUCUCAACCUCCAUCAAGACGGAGAGUUAGCAAGUGUUGAAACUUCAUCUGGUGAGAGAUCACGUAAACCUGUAAAUAUAUUUUUAAAAAGAUGACAUUUAACAAUCCUUACAUUGAAAUUAACCAAUUAUGAAAUGCGUUUUAUGCACCAGUGUGGGUUAAUGCUGAGGUUUUUCAGUUACUUAUCUUGUGGUUUAGGAUUUUAAUGUAGGUUCUGUGUGAUGUUUUUGUUUCAGUGUUUGUCAGGCAUAGAAACUGUCGGAAUUAAAAACAUAAAAAAGGUAGCAUACUCGAAUCACAAGCAAGUGACUAUUGUAGAGCAAUGGCUUUACAGUUCAUUAAUUGAUUCAUUAUCAAAAGGGAGCUCUUUUUCUCUUUAACUUUUAAAAGGAAUUUAAAAAUAUUCAUUGCUUCCGAUGGGUGUUUUCCAUUUUACUUUUUGAAAAGAAAAAAGUUAUGCAAGAUAAGCAAAUUCGUGCACUGAAGAUCCCUGCUGGUAUAUCAUCAUUCUUCAUGUACGCAAACUUGAAAUAAAUUCAUUAGGAGUUUUAAGUAUAAUCCCUGCUGUUCGCUAUCUUGUUAAUGUUCCCAACUCAUAUGGCAGGGAAGUCCUAUGAUGUGGUCAGCUUUGCAGCUCAAGAACCAGAUGCGACUGUCUUUCUAGGUUCCAGUUCCAAGUCAAAAGUUGGUAGGUAUUACAUAAUUUUUCCCACCGUUAAAGUUUGACUGUAAUUUUUGCCAUAUCUAUCUGCAAAGACUACUUAUGUAAGACACUAGGUUUAUCUGAUAGAUUGUCAAAUGUAACUAUGUAGAGUCGAUAAAUUUCUUACCUACAUCCAUAAUUUCUAACUGGUUAGCAGUCUGUUGUCCAAAAGUUGCUCGUACUAAUCAUUCAUGGCCUACCAUAGAAAUCACUCACAAUGGAUUUGGUUGUCCCUCUCAAAAAGUGUGGCUAACCAGUAGCUUCCUUCCUGUUCGGGUAUCCAAGGAUGCCAAAUCACAUAAAGAUGUUUAAAUGCAGUCAAACUUCUACCCUACUCUCUCUCUCUCUCUCUCUCUCUCUCCCCUCCCUCCCUCCCCCUCUCCCCCCCCCCCUCCCCCUCUCUCCGUAUAUAAUUCUAUCGUUAAUAUGUAUGUGUGCAUGAAUCAUCUCUCUGGCAAUCUAUAAGUCGGUCUGUCCAGACAUUACGGGUACAACACUGACUACUGUAUGGAGGAAAGAAACAUCUGACGUUAGCAUGAGUGUCAUAUUUACGAUACCAUUUGUUUGUGGAUAAUGCUGCAAACCUUAGCAGAAGCUUUUUGGAUGGAAAUCAAAUCAGCCAUUUUCAGUAUGAAAGUACCUAUGAUUCCUUUGAAAGGCAGGCAUAGUGGUGACAGUGGAGACUGUUCUAGUUGAAUGAAACUUGUCAAUAUCAUAACAUGUUGUUUCAUACCCUUCCCUUGGCGUCAAACUUGAUCCUCUGAUGUUUCCACACGAAGAGUUACAUAGAAUGGCAUGAAUUUUCUUUUCACCUGAGUUAUCAUAUGACAUAAGAAGCUUAACGGGCAUUAGAGACCUGGGAUCCCACGGAAUCAUGGAUUAAUUCAAGAUUGAGUCUCUAAAGGAAUUCUAUUAUUGGAACUUAUAGUCUAUCUUCCUGGGUUGUAUAGUCAAUCCUUGUUUCACAGAUCUAAUCGGUUUCAGGGUAUGUGUGAUUUUUACCUCAGGGCAUUUUUCUCUGGCUUCCUUAUAUUUCACGGAAUGUACUCCUUACUGUUAAAGACAGGGCACAAAAUCUGAAGUCCUACUUUCAGACGUUAUUCCCAAUUUUGGAAGGGUCCUGGUUCUGUGUCAGUGGAAGUGACCAUGAUACCUACCUGCAGUUCUUGCUUUUUUGUCAACGCAUCUAAGGGCAUAUAAGAUUUUUAAAUGGUCAUGGCUGUAAUUUCAUCCCUUAAGAAAGAUACCAAGAAACUAAUUGCCAUUGCAUAGGCCCUCAGACUCGCCAGACGAUAGCCUGAGGCAGCUUGUGGGGGGCUACCUUUGAGGAGGGCUGGAGUGCGAGGGUAUGGAAGCUGUAGCCAGGAAAAAGAAAUUUUAGAGAUUGGCAUGAUUGAGGUGAAGAUAUUGCUGACAUAUCUGUCUGUGGUUCCUGAGAUUCUCUUAUGGUAGAAGUGCAUAAUGUGACUGCUAUGGCAAGAAUUUUUCUUAGAUGCAGCCUGUGUAGGAGCCUAUAUCCUGAGAUUGUAUAACUUAUGUUGCUAUUAAUAUUUUUAAGCCUACAUUCUUGGGUCUGAUUGUCUGAGAGAGGAUUCCAUGUCCUGACGGUUGCCGAAAUGAGAUUCUGAUCACUUUCACGAGUAAUGACGCGGGGGGGGGGGAGGAGUAAGUAGAAUAGUACAGUCGAAUUUCCUCGAUGCGAUUGAUGGAAUGACUGUGAGAUCGUAAUCUGCAGUUGCCACGAUUAUCUUCUCAUCUGUUCUCAAGUGAUGCUCCUCUUAAAAUGAAGAUCCUUGGUGGUCCGUGGCGUGGACCUCUUUGUCUCUGCCUAAGAAGCAUAAAGUGUUCCAGAAGUGAUCCAUCCCGUGACACUUUGUAGAGGAGGCUGAAAAAUUCUCAUCGUCACAUCUGCUGCUUACUGCACAAGUGUAACGGCAGGUACCUUAGGUCUUGUGAUACAUCAGGGACUUCAAUCGUCAGAGAUUCUCUAGUCAUCCUUUAAGUGCAAUUUAGAUUCUGUUCUGUUCACCUAAAGCAAUGAAAGUUAACUUCCUAAUGCCACAGCUUGAAUAUUCUACUUUAAACAUUCUUUAGAUGAUUGUUGCUUACAUCAUUUCCAUAUAAUUUUGAUGUUUACAGCCACUCGAAGUUGCUUCCUUCCGAGCAGCGUGGGUUGGGGUUCGCUUUGCUAACUCAGAUCUAGGAUGCUGAAUGUAAAUCAAACGAUAAGUUGAAGCCCUAAUGUUUUGGGAGCUACUUGAAUGAACCUCAAAUCAACUUUGUUGAUGCUCGCCUAAACAUUAUUCCAAAUAACCGGUGGGUAAACACAAAGUCUGAUGUUUUCUCACCUUUUUUUAAUCAAAAUCGCCGGCCAUUUUUCUGAUCUUGGACGGCAUUUAACUGUAUCUUGAAUUUUUUAUGGGUGAUGUAAAGAUGUAAUUCUCGACCUUUUUCUUGAAUUGCAUUUAAUUUUUAUAUCAGAUGGCAAUUAGUUCAUCUUUUUUUGACAUCCACAACAGCAAAUGUGUUUAUCAAUCUUUCUUUCAUGAAAUAUUUUUGAAUAUCUCUCAUAUCUGACCUCUGUUUUGAGGCUUAUCGGCUAUUCUUAUCUUGAAAUUUCGACAUUUUAUCACAUUCAGUGGGAAAAAUCUCUCGCCGGGUUUGUUUCGUUCACUAUCCGGACCCUGAGGAGCUCGAAAAUGCCCGGCCCACCCAUUCCAGCCUUAGCAGCCAGAGAUCCGGGGGUAAUUCGUUCUCCUACCCACAUAAUCUUUUACCGGGAGAUGAAUUGAGUGGCAUCCUUGAACGCUGUUCUUCCCCGGCCCGGUGUCUUCUCACCGGGCAUUAAUGACCGGCAGCCGAUCAACUGAUUUAUUUCGCUGCUGCAGUUUCCGGGCGGAAGGUAUGGAACGCCGCCCAUCAAAGCCGGGGAUCCUCAAAGGAGGGAGGGGAUGCCAUUUACGGCACAUCCCACGAUACCCUUACCUCCAUGGACAGCAUGGGGCCAGGGAGCGUGGAUCACUCUCAACAGUCCAAGCGGAAGAGGCGGAAGGGGGGGGUUGGGACCAGGCCAUCCUAG
Messenger RNA from Spirodela intermedia, 4431 nucleotides. The record is from the annotation of a GenBank genome assembly. NCBI's taxonomy places the organism in Eukaryota, Viridiplantae, Streptophyta, Magnoliopsida, Alismatales, Araceae.